UUCUACCCUGAUCAAUAGAUUAAUCAGUCUUAAAGUACGUGCUCGUCUGAAUUUAAGGACAUUGUGACAUUUAAGAAUUUAAGACAAGGAAGUUACCAAACGUAAAGGUGUGAGAUUAAGAAUAGUUAGAAUAUUUCGUAUUUCCUAGAAUACGUCUAUAUAGAUACAAUUUAAUAUAGAAAGCUUAAAAGGGAUUCCAAUUCUUGAAUGCCCAUUUCUAUAUGAAACGUGCUGUUUACUUGAGUUAAACCAUCAGAUGGGUCGGAUAACAUAAAGAAAAAAUAUUCGUUUCAUUUAUAAUAUAAUAAAGCAAAGGAAUAAAUAUGGGUAACAGGAAUGCGAAGCCGAAGGGCCGAUAUUUGAUCGAACUUCAUAAGAAAGUACCAAACAUGAAAAUGGAUGAGAUUCUUCAAGUAUUUGAGGACUUUCAACAUCAAUCACACGGACGAGGAAGGCUGAGUAAGUCAGACUUUGUGAAGGUUUACAAGCAAGCCUUCAAGGGCAAAAACGGUGUGAAAGCCCUUGCUGAAAACAUAUUUACGGCGUUCGACACAGACAACAGUGGCUUUGUGGAUUUUGAGGAGUUCCUCGUUGGUUUAAGCAUCACUGAAGCCAGUUUGGCAGACGUGGACAAGGAAUCUAAGCUUAAGAAACUGAAAUGGGCAUUCAAUGUGUACGAUAAAGACAAGAGUGGCACCAUCGACAGGAAUGAGAUGAGAGCGAUUGUUAGGGCCGUAUCGGACGUUGUACCAGACGAUAGUUUUCUGCAAGGCCUUUCACCUCAAGCGUUCUCAGACCGCUUAUUUGCCGAGGUGGACGCGAACGGUGACGGUGACAUUACGUUCGAAGAGUUCCGAAUGGCUGCCGAGCAGAAUGAGACGCUUAUUGACCUUCUACUUCCGUCUCCCACUUGAAUGUUAGAUAAAAAAAAAAUCUUGAAUAUUGUGACGCUGUAUGGAUGUUCUGUGAAGACUUGAGGUACUGUAUAUGUAGAACGGGAAACAAAUAUGGAAAUAAAUAUUAGUUGUGAUGAAGCAAUUGUUUAGGACUGCAGUUCUUAAAGGGCAGAGCAGCGCAUUGCAAAUGAAUAUGUCUAAUGAUUGAGUGUUUAAGGUAAUCUUAAUCUUUCAGCAUACUUUAGAUGUUUACUUCUUGUAACUCCGCACGCUACUUUAAUACUAAACAAAUUAAUAAAUAUACAAAACAAAGAAAAGAGAAAUCCUACUCUUAUGUGGCACAAAAAGUCAAGAUAGCUCAUACCAAAUGUUAAGAUUUUACUUACGCACAGUACUGUUGUCAACAACCAGUUGCAACGAAAAAGAAUAUGGUUGCUGAAUACACGUUCAGUCAUAUUGUAUUGAUGCAAAUUUAACGAAAAUAUUUUUUUCACGAUUGUUUUAAUUUAUGUUAUGUUUUGCCUGAUUUGUUUUAGUAGAUAGGUCGUACUUGUUUAUGUUUUUUUUUGUUUUACUACGCCGUGUCAUAUGUGACGUCAUUAAUGAAAAUGAGCCAUGUCGAUAUAUUCACUAAUUGUAAAAAAUGCGAUAGGAAGAAAAAUAAUCAUAAAGAAUUGAAUAAACUUACAUUUUAGGCUGUUUACAAAAUAAUUUCAAAGAAGCUAUUGAUUGCCUGCUAAAAAAGGUCGAUUUAUCACAAAAACGGUCGUUUCUUUCCUAAACAGGACUCAUUUACGCUGACGGCGUUAUAAAUAUAUUGCAUAUAUCCAUGUUAGUUUUAUUUAUUUUAUUGUGUCAGUUGUCGAUGUUCCAUAGUUUAUGCUUGUACUCAGAAAUAAACAGAUAACGGAAACGUA
Molecule: messenger RNA, 1813 nt
Organism: Mya arenaria
Lineage: Eukaryota; Metazoa; Mollusca; Bivalvia; Myida; Myidae
Product: neuronal calcium sensor 2-like
Exons: 2
Coding region: 324-914 (196 amino acids)
Molecular function (GO): calcium ion binding
Source: RefSeq, a predicted model, not a curated record